Messenger RNA from Suncus etruscus (white-toothed pygmy shrew), 2199 nucleotides. RefSeq names its product selectin E (gene SELE). Lineage: Eukaryota; Metazoa; Chordata; Mammalia; Eulipotyphla; Soricidae. Gene Ontology annotation, biological process: leukocyte tethering or rolling; response to cytokine; heterophilic cell-cell adhesion. The transcript is spliced from 12 exons. The record is from RefSeq and is a predicted model, not a curated record. Gene Ontology annotation, molecular function: sialic acid binding; oligosaccharide binding. Gene Ontology annotation, cellular component: external side of plasma membrane; membrane. The coding region runs from base 1 to 2199 and encodes 732 amino acids.
AUGUCGGUCGUAUGCCUGGUAGAUGAACUGAUUUUUCAAUCCACUACCACUGGAUUCUGGCCCGUUGUUCUGGUCUUACUCUUGGGAAGGCGAGAAAUAAUCAGAUUACCAGGGUCAAAGUCCAGUGAGACUCAGUUUCUCUGCUCUGCUCUGCACCUAGUGCUUCUCCUGUGGAGGGAGAGUGAGGCCUGGUCCUACCAUGCGUCCACCAACACCAUGACCUUUAAUGAAGCCAGUGCCUACUGCCAACGCCACUAUACUCACCUGGUGGCCAUCCAGAACCAAGCAGAAAUCCAGUAUCUCAACUCCCUCUUCAGCCACUCACCAACCUACUACUGGAUUGGCAUCCGGAAAAUUAAUGAGACCUGGACCUGGAUUGGGACCAAAAAGGCUCUGACACCAGAAGCUACCAACUGGGCCCCAGGAGAGCCCAACAAUAAACAGAAGAAUGAGGACUGUGUGGAGAUCUAUAUCCAGAGAAACAAAGAUGCAGGCAUGUGGAAUGAUGAGCGGUGCAACAAGAAGAAGCUAGCCUUAUGCUACACAGCUGCCUGCAAUGCCACAUCCUGCAGCGGCCAGGGAGAGUGCAUAGAGACUAUCAACAAUUACACCUGCCAGUGCUUCCCUGGCUUCAGUGGACUCACAUGCGAGCAAGUGGUAACCUGUCCCGCCCUGACGAACCCCAAGCAUGGAAGUCUGGUUUGUAGCCACCCUUGGGGCCACUUCAGCUACGAGUCCUCCUGCCAGCUCAACUGUAUUCAGGGCUAUGUGCCCAGCACCACCGAGGCCCAGCGCUGCCUGGCAUCUGGGGAAUGGAGCUCCCCACCUCCCACCUGCCAAGCAGAAUGUAAGAGAAUGACUGAGACAAACUCCACCCAUCCCCUGGAGUCCAUAUAUUCUCAGGUCCCUGGGAGCUUCCCCAGAAACACCAUCUACACAUUUAGCUGUGAGGAUGGCUUUAAGCUGUUGCCCCACCCCACCCAGUGUUGGCCAUCCAGUGCUAACACACAGCAUGCCUGUGUUUCAGCUGUGACAUGUAGUGCCCUCAGCCAGCCAGAGAACAGCUCUGUAAGAUGCAAUCACUCAACUGCUGGAUUCUUCACCUUUGGGACCACCUGCGAGUUCACCUGUGAUGAAGGCUUCCGUCGUCAGGGACCCACCCAGAUUCAGUGCACAGAGUUUGGCAGCUGGACGCAACAGGCUCCUGUGUGUGAAGCUCUGAAGUGUCCAGCCUUAUCCAUCCCAGAGCGAGGACACAUGCAGUGCCACCCCGGGGCUUCUGGAGGUUUCCAAAUAGGUGCCAGUUGUGAGUUCACCUGUGACCUGGGCUUUGACUUGCUUGGCCCCUCCCGACUACAUUGUGGCCCCGAGGGGCAGUGGAAUGCCUUGGAGCCCACCUGCAAAGCUGCAGUGUGCAGGCCUGUGCAGGAGCCUCAGAGAGGCUCAGUCUCCUGCUCCCACCCCCAGAGUGGAGAAUUCACCUAUGGGGCCACCUGCACCUUUCGCUGUGAGGAAGGCUUUGUGCUUAUCGGUGCCUCCCAGCUGACCUGCAGCUCUGGGGGCCAGUGGUCCCACACCAUCCCCUCCUGCAAAGCUGUCCAUUGUCCAAUCCUAGAGGCCCCUGAGAAGGCAAAUAUAAGCUGCAGCAGCAGAGAACCCACGCAAGGUGCCGUUUGCAACUUCGCUUGUCCUGAGGGCUGGAUGCUCAAUGGUUCAGCAGUGUUGACGUGUGGUGCCCAAGGACACUGGUCGGGGAUUGUGCCCACCUGUGAAGCUCCCAUGGAGUCCAGCACCUCGCUGACUGUGGGAUUGUCCAUAGCAGGAACGUCCCUCCUUGGUGUGUCAUCGUUCCUCCUCUGGCUCCUGAAACGCCUUCGCAACAAAGUUAAGAAAUUCGUGCCUACCAGCUGCGGACAAGUCAAGGUUUUCACGGCACAUGCUACUAGCAGGAUCACGCCCCUAAAAAGAGUAGAGACCAAGACAGCGAACUCCUGGGUCUCCAGUCAUACUAGCCACAGCAGUGACCUGACCAACGUAGACCUCAGCUCCCACAAGCAGAACAUCCCCAGCUCAGCGCACAGAGGGGCCAGACCAGCAGCCUCUCAUCACCAAGAUGCCUCCACCAGCAUUCUGUCCCCAUCAAAGGAAAGAGCCCAGUUCAGCAGGGAGAGUCUGGUUCAGAAAAACAGCAAAAAAUGA